GCAUCGUUUGAUUGAAUGGAAAACGCGACGCCAAACGUCAACUCACUGUUUGAAAGCCAAUGUGAGGGUUUGCCUUUUGGUUUGCGCUUUUCCAACAAAGUGUUUUUUUCUUGAAAAAUAAAAUGGUUUUCAAUAGAUCAAGUGGAAGCGUUGCGAGGAUUCCGAAAACACCUGGGAACCGGAGAAAAAUCUCAACUGCCAGGAUCUUCUGGAGAAAUCUGCACGCGAGGAGGGCGAGAAGCGGGUCAGCCACGACAAGCGAACAUGGAUCGGGUCGUAGAAGAUGGGGGCCCUCCGGUGAUUCCGGCCAAACGAACGAAGGCCAAAAACGGAUUCAAAAAGGUUACGUGGCGGAGAAGUUGGAAGGAGUGCCCGAAGAGGACGGCGAACGGACGUUCCUGGUUCGUUGGAAGGGAGUCGACGAGGUGGAACUGGUCCAGUCCAGGAUGGUCCGCCUGCACGUUCCGGCGCUGGUGAUUUAUUUCUAUGAGAGCCGUAUCAUCAACGCGGCCAAGAUAAGCGUGCAGUAGAAGUUUAAGUGAUACAAUGUUGAAGAUGUUCA
Molecule: messenger RNA, 562 nt
Organism: Culex pipiens pallens (northern house mosquito)
Lineage: Eukaryota; Metazoa; Arthropoda; Insecta; Diptera; Culicidae
Product: heterochromatin protein 1-like
Exons: 2
Coding region: 123-530 (135 amino acids)
Cellular component (GO): nucleus
Source: RefSeq, a predicted model, not a curated record